Molecule: messenger RNA, 3072 nt
Organism: Dermatophagoides farinae (American house dust mite)
Lineage: Eukaryota; Metazoa; Arthropoda; Arachnida; Sarcoptiformes; Pyroglyphidae
Product: huntingtin-interacting protein 1-like
Biological process (GO): clathrin coat assembly; endocytosis; actin filament organization
Cellular component (GO): cortical actin cytoskeleton; clathrin-coated vesicle
Molecular function (GO): clathrin-cargo adaptor activity; actin filament binding; phosphatidylinositol-3,5-bisphosphate binding
Source: RefSeq, a predicted model, not a curated record
CCGAUAAUAAUAAAAAAAAAUGCACAUCAAAUCAUUUGAUUGAUAACACACACACACACACACACAUAAACAACAUCAGCACAAUGUUUUUGACUUGACAAAAUAAAUGACGAAUCAUACAAACAAUAAAAACAAACGAUGAAUCUACACGAUCGUCUUGUUUUUCCACGAACAAGUCUCGAUAUAACGAAAGAUAAUUUUGAGAAAAGUUUCUAUACCAGUGUUCGUAAAGCAAUCAAUUCAACAGAAUGUCCGGUGAAAGAAAAACAUAUUCGAAGAAUUGUCAUUGGUACAUAUCUGGCCAAAUCGGGUCAGAUUUUCUGGUCAUAUGCACGACAAUUACAAUUGGAUGGCCAUCCAAUUGUUUGUUGGAAAUUUUGUCAUGUUCUACAUAAAUUAAUUCGUGAUGGCCAUCCAAAAACUAUUCCAGAUUCAUAUCGUUAUCGGACAAGAUUAUUGGAACUUUGUAAAAUGUGGGGAUUACUUAAACAUGGCUAUGGCAGACUUAUUCAAAACUAUUGUUCAUUACUAGUCAAUAAAAUUGAUUUCCAUAUUCGUAAUCCCCGUUUUCCUGGUAAUCUUAAAAUCACUGAUGAUGAUCUGGAUCGUAUCGGUGAAAAUGAUGUGAACAUUUUUUUUCAAUUAUGUUGCGAAAUCUAUGAUUAUAUGGAUGAAAUUCUAUGCUUACAGAACAAUGUUUACAAUUUGCUUGAUACAAGCUUUUCCUCUUCGAUGACAAGCUCUGGUCAAUGUCGUAUUGCACCAAUUAUUAUGUGCAUACAGGAUUCAAGUCAACUAUAUGAUUUUACGGUGAAAAUUUUAUUUAAACUUCAUCAUGCAUUGCCACAUCCAACGCUUGAGGGCCAUAGAGAACGAUUUCUAAAUCAAUUUAAAUUAUUGAAGACAUUCUAUUCCAAUUACAGCAGAUUGCAAUAUAUUAGGAAUCUUAUUGAAAUGCCACAAUUGCCAGAGGAACCACCGAAUUUUUUUGUCCAAUCAAAUCUUCAUAGCCAUGUUACACCGAUUGUGGUUAUACCGGAACAACAAGAUGAAGAACCAAUUGAAGAUAAUUUACUUGAUCUUACUUUUGAUGAUAAUGAUGCUGAUAAAGUAAAUGAAUCAUUAGUAUGGUCAUUUCAAGAUGAUGAAGCAAAUAAAACCAUUUCACAUGAACGUAAUUUAAUCGAAGAAAAGGAUCGUAUCAUUGAAAGAUUCGGUAAUAGAAUCGGUGAAUUAGAAGUAGAAAUGCAGCAAACAAAAUUUGAAUAUGAAAAACGAUUAGAUGAUUAUAAACGACAGAUUGCUGAAUUAGAAUGUGCCGCUGCCCAACGUAUGGAACGUGAAGUGGAACAAAUGAAAAUUGAAAUGGAAAAACAAAAAUCCUGUGUAGCCGAAGAACAGGCAUCAAAAUUUACAAAAAUGAAAGAAUUUUAUAACAAGUUUCGUGCCGAACAUAUUGAACUAUUGAAAACGAAAGCAGAAAACGAUAAACAAUUGGCCACAACGUUGAAAUCAUUGGAACAAUUGAAAAAUGAAAAAGAGACAUUGUUGCAACAAUUAAAUGAUCAUCAUCAAAAAGAUGUACAGAUGGAUUCCAUUGCGAAUAUCAAUGGUGAACUAAGAGUACAGCUAGAAUUUGUUCAACAACAAUAUGAAAAGGUUGCAAAUGAAUUGGAAACAUUGAAAUGUUCGAAAAGAGAUAUUGAUGACAGAUAUGAAUCAAUGAUUUCGCAAUUGGAACAUGCACGACAAGAAUUGUCCAAACAAAAACUUGAACAUUCGAAUCAAAUUGACAAAACUAACAAAACAUUUAUCGCUACACUUUUGAAUGAAUCAACAAAAAUAUCUAAACGAUUAGUUGAUGAAGAAAUGGAUUUGGGCCUUUUAUCAGUCAAUUGUAGUCCACAAUAUUUUUGUACACAAAUUCAGAUAUUGAUUACAAGAUUCAGUGAUUAUGAACGUUUGAUUCAAUCACGUGGCUAUUCUAUCGAACUAUUCCUUGAAGCAUUCCAUUAUUAUUAUCAACUUUUCUAUAUGAUAAAUUGUUCCAAAACAACUGUCCGUAGUAUUGCUAAUAUUGAUCUUUCACAGGAAUUGUCCAACAAAUGUGUUCAUUUGGUGCAGUUAAAUACCGAUUUAGUUCCAUUGAUUUUGAAUGAUUUCCAUAAAGAUAAUGGUGAUUACAUUGAAAAGAUUAAACAAUGUUUACAAGAUAUUUACGUGAUCACCCAGAAAGUAUUACCAGAAUUAACUUUGAAUCAAAAAAAUCUUGACCUCGAAUCAUUGCUCAAUAAAGAAAUGGCACAGAUGGAUCAAGCGAUUCAAGAUGCUGUAUCGAAAAUUGAACAAAUGUUAACGGCAUCAAAUGUUCAACAAACUGGAAUCAAAUUGGAAGUGAAUGGUAAAAUUCUUACCGCCUGUACAGCAUUGAUGCAAGCAAUUCGACAAUUGAUUGUUGAUUCGAAACAUUUGCAGCUGGAAAUUGCCUCAAAACAGAAAGGAAAUUUUUCUAUAAAAGAAUUCUAUCAACGUAAUCAUCGUUGGACUGAAGGUUUAAUUUCGGCCGCAAAAACUGUUGCUGCCGAUGCUAAUCUUCUUGUUGAAACAGCCGAUAAAAUCAUCUCCGGUUCUGGUAAAUUCGAAGCAUUAAUGGCAGCUUCACAAGAAAUUGCUGCAUCUUGUGCUCAACUAGUCGUCGCAUCACGUGUGAAAGCUGAUUCUUCCAGUCAGAAUUUAUCGAAUCUAUCGAAAUCAUCAAAAUCUGUGCUACAAGAAACUGGUAACAUUAUUGCUAUCACUAAACAUUGUAGUAAAUUGAUUGAAGACAAUGUUGAAACAGAUUUUUCCAAAUUAUCUUUACAUCAAGCAAAACGUUCAGAAAUGGAAUGUCAAGUUAAAGUAUUGGAAUUGGAAAAUGCAUUGGAAAAAGAACGUGUACGUUUAGCAUCAAUACGACGUGCACAUUAUCAUCUUGCAGAAUCAUUGUCAAAUUCUGAUUCAAAUUGAUCACAACAACAACACAAUCUCGUCUUGAAUUAUUUUUUAUUUGGAUAUUCUUUCAUUUAUUCUUUG